AUAUUGACAAGCUUGCGAUCUCUUUUCGCAAGAUCUGUCUGAACAGUGAGGGGAUUCCUAGGUUUCAGAGCAAAAUAAUGGCUCCACUCAACUACUUGUGUUUUAGAAAGGUAGUGUUGUUGCUCUAUUUCAUUCUCUUCCUCUUCUCUUGUUCUUCUUUCUUUGUCACUUUUGCCUCAUCAGAAACUUCAGUUGAUGAUGAGGUACAAACACAAUCUAUCCUAGUUCCCCAUUUUCGAGUGAGAAGAUUGUUGGUGAAAGAUCUGGAUAUUGGUGAUGAUGACGAUGAAACAAAUCCUCCUCCUCCUAAGAAAAAGAAGCUUACUGGUUCUGUUUCUUCUUCUUCAUCAUCAUCAACAUCAGGUACUAAGAAGAAUCAAACCAAGCUCAUUAAACCGAUCUCUUCUUCCUCUUCUUCUUCGUCUUCCAGCAAGAACCAGACUAAACUCGCUAAGACUUCCAUGGGUACGUCAUCCAAACUCAACUCCACCAAAUCUUCCUCUAACACGACCAAGAGCAGCUUAGAGCUCAAGAAGCUCACUUCCGGAACCAAAUCCUCAAAUUCUACAAAACCCACUACUUCCUCGAUAAAAAAACCAACGGAUCUGUCCAAAUCGAGCUCAUCCAAAAACAAAAUCACCACGAAAUCCCCAAGUUCAAAACUUUCUCCUCCUCCAGAGAAGAAGAAAGCACCGUCCUCGGAGAAAUCCUCAAAGACCGUCACCAAAUCGAAACAGCCGGAGAAAGAAAUCAAACCUUUCUGGCUCGACGACGAGGAAGACGACGAUUUCGUCAGCGAAUUCAGAGAUCUACCAACGAGAUUCCAAAGAUCCCUGAUCCCAGACCUGGAGCGAAUCUCGACCACAUCCAAAAACUACAUCAACAAAGCCAACAAAGAGAUCACCAAAAACUUCAAACCCUAUUUCGGCAACAAAUACGCACCAACCAUAGCCUCAGUGGUCUCCUUCGUCUUCAUCCUCGUCCCUCUACUCUUAGUCUCCCUCAUUUUCAACCGAUUCAAAGCCUAUUUCUCACUCCAGAAAAUCCUAAUCUUCAUCCAAAUCUACCUCUCGAUCUACUUCUCAAUCCUAUGUCUCUCAUCACUCGUCACGGGCAUCGAACCGCUCAAGUUCCUCUACGCCACAUCGAGCUCCACAUACGUUUGCUUGCAGAUCCUGCAAACACUCGGCUACGUCUUCUACCUCUUGCUUCUUCUCAUGUACCUCGUUCUCGUCUUCUCGACGGAAUGUGGUUUGGGCCUCAAAGUAUUGGGCCUAGCCCAAACAUUCGUCGGGUUUGCCGUGGGUUUGCAUUAUUACGUGGCGGUGUUUCAUAGGGUGGUGCUUCGUCAGCCUCCGAAGACUAACUGGAAGGUGCACGGUGUUUAUGCCACGUGUUUUCUUCUGAUUUGUCUGUUAUCUAGUGCCGAGCGGAGGAAGAAAGAGUACUUGGAAGAAGGCGGUGACGAAGGGAAGAAAAAUUGAAAUUUUCAUUUUAUUUACAUCUUUUUAUUUUCUUUGUAAUUUUCUACUUAAUUUCGAUAAUUUCGGCAAAUAUUCGCUGAGAAUGCAAUAGAAGAACAAUUACUACAGUGGGGGAGGGGUUGGAGAAUUUUACUUCAAUUGUAUUUAUAAUUCAAUCGAUGAAUGUGGA
Messenger RNA from Eutrema salsugineum, 1653 nucleotides. Its product is annotated as serine-rich adhesin for platelets. The transcript has a single exon. The record is from RefSeq and is a predicted model, not a curated record. Bases 78 to 1484 code for a protein of 468 amino acids. NCBI's taxonomy places the organism in Eukaryota, Viridiplantae, Streptophyta, Magnoliopsida, Brassicales, Brassicaceae.